GAAGCAGCCGGCGCGUUAUCGUAGAGUUGUAAUGAUAUCCUUCACCACACCCUGAGGAUCGUGUGAGGCUUGCGUGUUUAUUGCCGAGGCUCUGUGGCCGCAGUCCUUAGCGUGAAGUGUGCGUUAGAGUGUUAUGUGCGGCAUUUAAAGAGUGCGAAGUGCGUGCGUUCUGUGUUGUGAGCCGGACAGCGGUGGCACAUUGAUGGGAAGCUUUACGAGUGGGGGGACGGCGGCGGAGCGGCCGCAGCGGCGGAUUUUUGCUUCCUGGAGGGUCUACGAUAUAAUCCGCCACACUGGAACUGAUGGAAUUAGAGAACAUCGUCGCCAACACAGUUUACUUGAAAGCCAGAGAAGGUGGUUCCGAUAGCAACAAGGGGAAGAGCAAGAAGUGGCGAAAGAUCCUUCAGUUCCCGCACAUAUCACAAUGUUUAGAUAUAAAAACAAAAAUAGAAGUAGGCUACGACUACGUGGUGGAUCAGCAGCCAAUCGGCAAGCUGCUGUUCCGCCAGUUCUGCGAGAAGAACCGCCCGCACUACCACAAGUACAACAACUUCUUAGAUGCGGCGGAACGGUAUGAAGUGGAGGUCGACGAGUCACGCGUGGCGCUCGCGACGGAAUUGUUCGGCCGGUAUCUGAAGACGGAGGACGCCGCGGGGGUCACUGAUGUCGUCACUCCCGCGGUUGUUGAGGACACCAGCACACUUAUAGACAGUGGUUCCAGAGAUAUAUUCGCAGAAUGCAUAAGAUGCGUGAAGAGCUUCCUGGCUGGCACGCCGUUUGCGGAGUUCGAACGGUCCAUGUACUUUCACCGAUACUUGCAGUGGAAGUGGCUCGAGGCCCAGCCGGUCACUCAGCACACCUUUCGCAUGUACCGGGUGUUGGGCAAGGGCGGCUUUGGCGAAGUUUGCGCUUGUCAGGUUAGAGCAACAGGUAAAAUGUACGCAUGCAAAAAACUGGAAAAGAAGCGUAUAAAGAAACGCAAAGGCGAGGCGAUGGUGUUGAUCGAGAAGCAGAUAUUGCAAAGGAUCAAUUCGCGGUUCGUCGUCAACCUCGCGUACGCCUACGAGACCAAGGACGCGCUGUGUCUUGUCCUUACUAUUAUGAAUGGCGGGGACUUAAAGUUCCACAUCUACAACAUGUGCGGCGCGGAUACCGGCCUCGGGUUGGAGCGGUCGCGCUUCUACGCCGCGCAGGUCGCCUGCGGCCUAGAGCAUCUGCACAAAAUGGGCAUUGUUUACAGGGAUUGCAAACCGGAGAAUAUUCUCCUAGAUGACGCAGGCCAUGUGCGAAUCUCGGACCUGGGGCUGGCCGUCGACGUGCCCGAGGGCGGUAGCGUGCGCGGGCGCGUCGGCACUGUCGGAUACAUGGCGCCCGAGGUGAUAGACAACGAACGUUAUACGUUCUCACCGGACUGGUUCUCAUUCGGGUGUCUGGUGUACGAGAUGAUAGAGGGUCGGGCGCCCUUCCGCGCGCGCAAGGAGAAGGUCAAACGGGAAGAGGUUGACCGGAGAGUCAAGCACGAGGCGGAGAAGUACUCGGCCAAGUUCAGCGAGUGCGCGCGCGCGCUGUGCGGCGCGCUGCUGGCCAAGAGCGCGGCGGCGCGCCUCGGCUGCGGCGCGGGCAAGCGCGGCGCGGGCGCCGUCAAGCAGCACCGCUUCUUCAGCCAGCUCAGCUGGGCGCGCCUGGAGGCCGGCAUGGUGGACGCGCCCUUCGUGCCCGACCCUCACGCAGUGUACGCGAAAGAUGUCCUCGACAUCGAGCAGUUCUCCACGGUGAAAGGCGUGAACCUCGACGCGGGAGACGACACCUUCUACGGCAAAUUCAACACUGGCUCCGUCUCCAUUCCUUGGCAGACGGAGAUGAUCGAGACUGGGUGCUAUACGGAAUUGAACGUAUUUUCUAGAGGCGAAGACGGCCGCGAAUCGGAGACGCUGGACCUGCAGCUGGUGCCGACGCCUCCGCAGCCCGACGAGGAACAAGGCUGCUUCGUCUUCGCCAGACGGACGCUGUGUCCGCAGAAGAAGGUCCCCGCGCGGCUGCGGCCGGUGCCGGUGCCCGAGUACCUGCUGCAGGCCACGUCGCCGCCGCCGCACGCGCCGCGGCUCAGCUGACCGCCAACGCCCACGCCCGCGCCCCACUCGCACUCGCCGACCACCUAACUCGCCGUUGGACGUGCCCACGAAUCGACCUUCCCUAUAGUAUGUACACACUCGAUGAACGUUUGUACGCCUUUAUGAACCGUCACGUCCAUCUUCGGACCGAGAAAUUUGGACAAAGUUGCGAAUAUCAACACUUUCGUAUUUAUCACACGUGGAUUGGACGCAAAUACGGUUUCUUCUGUAUAAACGAACGUUAAAUAAAGUUAAGAACGCAAUCACGUACGAAUUAUUCUGUCAGAGGGUAUUUGGACAAAGUUACAAGUAAAAUAUGUGAAUCACCCUGUCCAUACGUUUUGUACCUAUGCACAAAACAAAUUUUUGGGUACAAUCAUAAAUCAUUUGUUAAAUAACUGGAACGUGUCCAAGUACAUUAAUUUACUCAUGUGUUUUGUACCCAAUAGAAUAAAAUAAUGUAAUAUACCGAUUGGCGCCGUUUCUAUACAAUCGUACAAGUGUAUAAUCAACAUAAUAUAGGUAUCGUCAAGAGAUUGUUAUAUUUCUGAAAUGUCACAAUAGCUUUUUAAAAUGGCUGAAGAAAACGAAUGGAACGAAUGGAUUUGAGUCUCUUAAAUUACGAAAAAGUAACUUUGUAUAUAAUUGAUGGAAAGAUUUGGGCAAAACUAUGCAAGCUAUAUGCGUCUCUUUCUUACUUAGCGAAAAGAUGAGAAGCAUAAUAGUUACUGUUGAUGUUUGUAUUUAAUUAAUUACAGUACCUAUUUUGCUUCUCUACAAGUAUAUUUUUUUAAUAAUCUUUUA
Molecule: messenger RNA, 2915 nt
Organism: Hyposmocoma kahamanoa
Lineage: Eukaryota; Metazoa; Arthropoda; Insecta; Lepidoptera; Cosmopterigidae
Gene: Gprk2
Product: G protein-coupled receptor kinase 2
Exons: 13
Coding region: 303-2111 (602 amino acids)
Biological process (GO): protein phosphorylation; signal transduction; regulation of signal transduction
Cellular component (GO): cytoplasm
Molecular function (GO): ATP binding; G protein-coupled receptor kinase activity
Source: RefSeq, a predicted model, not a curated record